AUGGUGCAGAUCCUAGAUCUGAGCAGAAACAUUCAGCAUGACAGGAAACUGCCGCAGGGAGGUACAGGCCGCCGAGCCGCAGAGGGGUACAUGCCCGCCGAGCCGCAGAGGGGUACAGGCCGCCGAGCCGCAGGGAGGUACAGGCCGCCGAGCCGCAGGGAGGUACAGGCCCGCCGAGCCGCAGAGAGGUACAGGCCGCCGAGCCGCAGGGAGGUACAGGCCGCCGAGCCGCAGGGAGGUACAUGCCCGCCGAGCCGCAGGGAGGUACAGGCCGCCGAGCCGCAGAGAGGUACAGGCCCGCCGAGCCGCAGGGAGGUACAGGCCGCCGAGCCGCAGAGGGGUACAUGCCCGCCGAGCCGCAGAGGGGUACAGGCCGCCGAGCCGCAGAGGGGUACAUGCCCGCCGAGCCGCAGGGAGGUACAGGCCGCCGAGCCGCAGAGAGGUACAGGCCCGCCGAGCCGCAGAGAGGUACAGGCCGCCGAGCCGCAGAGGGGUACAGGCCGCCGAGCCGCAGAGGGGUACAUGCCCGCCGAGCCGCAGGGAGGUACAGGCCGCCGAGCCGCAGAGAGGUACAGGCCGCCGAGCCGCAGAGGGGUACAUGCCCGCCGAGCCGCAGAGGGGUACAGGCCGCCGAGCCGCAGGGAGGUACAGGCCGCCGAGCCGCAGAGAGGUACAGGCCGCCGAGCCGCAGGGAGGUACAGGCCGCCGAGCCGCAGAGGGGUACAGGCCCGCCGAGCCGCAGGGAGGUACAGGCCGCCGAGCCGCAGGGAGGUACAGGCCGCCGAGCUGCAGGGAGGUACAGGCCCGCCGAGCCGCAGAGGGGUACAGGCCGCCGAGCCGCAGGGAGGUACAGGCCCGCCGAGCCGCAGAGAGGUAAAGGCCGCCGAGCCGCAGAGAGGUACAGGCCCGCCGAGCCGCAGAGAGGUACAGGCCACCGAGCCGCAGGGAGGUACAGGCCCGCCGAGCCGCAGAGAGGUAAAGGCCGCCGAGCCGCAGAGAGGUAAAGGCCACCGAGCCGCAGGGAGGUACAGGCCCGCCGAGCCGCAGAGAGGUAAAGGCCGCCGAGCCGCAGAGAGGUACAGGCCCGCCGAGCCGCAGAGAGGUACAGGCCGCCGAGCCGCAGAGAGGUAA
This is a messenger RNA of Brienomyrus brachyistius, 1131 nucleotides long. Its product is annotated as basic salivary proline-rich protein 4-like. The record is from RefSeq and is a predicted model, not a curated record. The coding region runs from base 1 to 1131 and encodes 376 amino acids. The transcript has a single exon. Lineage: Eukaryota; Metazoa; Chordata; Actinopteri; Osteoglossiformes; Mormyridae.